AUGUCUGACAGCCGAACGCGCGAGGGACAGAGCUUUUCUGAUGAGCCUAGAACUGAAGACCGCUCAGGCCCCAUCGUUGCCACAGAUCGCUUUUACGAUCUCCUUCAGCUCUCCAGAGACGCUUCGCAUGAAACAGUAAAAAAGACGUAUCGGCAAUUUGCACUUCUGUGGCAUCCUGACAAAGGUGGAGACGUACAGAGAUUCCAGGCCCUUACAGCUGCAUGGGAAGUCUUAGGCGAUGAAACACGUCGGCGUGCGUACGACCGGAGUCUCAUCCGAACUGGUUCUACAGAUGGGUUACGCGUUGGCCUCUUUGGAAAGCCUUGUUCUGAAGGUGGCAAUACCGCUUUCUCAAGCCAUAGACGGCGGCAUUCCACCGAGGCUGAAGGUUUUGUUCGAGAACCUCGUAACACGAGUCAUCAUGAGGGACGGAAACGGGAAGAUAUCUCCUCUGGAGACAGCAAUUUCUUAUCGAAAGAUGACUUUUUAAAAAGACUUCGGGGUGAAGCGCCGAGACGACAGAGUUACAGCUUUUCCUCCCCUGGAAACGCAAAAACUCCUGCAGACCCAGAGGGCACAGAGAAGACGAAACGUACCAGUUGUAGGGACGUCGGCCGUGCGAAUAGCCCCGGGCAUAUUUCUUGGAACAAUGGAGGACGGGACCCGCCCCAUGGUCCAAGAAAGAUCCCUGCAACAACCGAAUUCGAUACAAGGCGGAUAAGGCAGUCGAGUUGCAGUUGGGGCUCUGACGACUCUAACGCGAACACGGGAAAAGAUGAAGCAACCCAACGUACAGGCAAAUCAAGAGGAUCGGUAGGACACUACCAAAGCGGGAACCCAAGGUCGGGGAAGCGUACAGGCUGUGUCGAAGAGGCCUUACGCGAAGUCCUUGGAGAAGAACAAUUCAAAGCGGCACUCGAAGGAAACAUCACUGAGGAAACCCUGCGGGAUGGAAAUUCGGCGGGUUGUUCCAAACACCUUGUGAAGCGUUUAAAUGUGAAGCAGCUUAAACGGUUCCUGACUACCCUCGGAAUUCCUCACCAGUCGUGCAUUGAGAAAACGGAUCUUCUCGAAGCCUUCUCUGCCGCUUUUCCCCUCGACUCACCAUCGCCUACUGUUAAUUUCUCUCCCCAGGUCUCCGGGCAGAAGGAGGCGCCGAAGGUACGGUGA
Molecule: messenger RNA, 1170 nt
Organism: Neospora caninum
Lineage: Eukaryota; Apicomplexa; Conoidasida; Eucoccidiorida; Sarcocystidae
Exons: 1
Coding region: 1-1170 (389 amino acids)
Biological process (GO): cellular response to misfolded protein
Cellular component (GO): endoplasmic reticulum membrane
Molecular function (GO): Hsp70 protein binding
Source: RefSeq, a predicted model, not a curated record